This is a messenger RNA of Xyrichtys novacula (pearly razorfish), 2257 nucleotides long. Lineage: Eukaryota; Metazoa; Chordata; Actinopteri; Labriformes; Labridae. The record is from the annotation of a GenBank genome assembly.
AUGGCGGCGUCAGCGGUUCAUCGCUCUACCUCUACCUCUGCAGAUGUGCGGCAAGUUCACAGCAGAGUGACUCUACCUCUUCAGCACGUUCAUGUGCUCUCUGCGUUAAAACCAACAUCUGUCCGGCCGCCUCAGCCUUCAGCGUCUCUGCGUUUUCAGAAGAAGAGAAGUGCAGAACAAAUGAGCUCUUUGUACGCCGGAGGUAAUUAACGGAUGGAGUUCAUACCUGCAGAAUGAGCCUGACGUGUGGACAUGAUCAUUAAAAACGAAGCCUGCAGAUCUGCAGAGGUUAGAUGCUGACACAGGAGCCUCAUCUCAGAUUCACACGUUUGUCCAUCUGCUGUUUGUUAUUUUAUCUUUGAACAUGUACGAUAAUUAAAAAAACAAACCUUUAACUUCUAUUCACCAACAUCAUUAUUUUAAUGUUCGUCCUUUAAUGGAUUUCCAUCAUUAGAUUGAGGUUGUUGAAACAGAAGAAGGUAAGACGGAUCAGAAACUACAUGAGCGUGAUGAUACAGUCUGUAGAUUAGGAUUAAUCUGAGGGUCUUUUUGGAUUAAAUGGGUCAGGAUUAAAUCUUUUACUGGACACGGAUUGUGGAGUUGACUGUCAGACUCUAAACACGCUUUCAUGUUAGCGUUAUAUUUUUCUAAUUUCUGACUAAUAUUUAAAGAAAUUACCUGUUACUGGAUAAAUGUUUAAUGGAGUUAAAUUUUGGAUGUACCGCUCAAAUCUGUCACUCUCUCAUCCUGCUUUCAUAAGUUUAGUUUUGUAGUUUUGGUUUCAGAGUUUUAGAGCUACAUUAAAAGACAAAAAUAAAGGUUCCAAAAUAAAGUUUUGAAAGAUUUACAGAAUAACCCACGAUUUCCACCACAUCUGGAACAAUGGCGAUUUUCGCUGUAUGCCAAUUCGUACCGGAUCAGUUUGUGAGGCGAAUUUCAUGGCCGAUUACGGACAGCAGGAAUCACGAGAACUCACAAGAACCUGCGGAUUCACGUUCAAUCGCGCGAUAACGAGUUGUCUCUAUAAAGACAGACACAUAGACAUACAGUAUAAGCAGUAGAUUGUGUCCUUCCAGAGGAGGAAAUCUACUUCUAGACUUCUAGAAUCAGCAUCUCCUCAUCCAUGGUGUCAUUAAGAUGAAAUGUUGUUAAUCUGUGCUGAAUUUAUCCGGCAUGCUCUGGCUCUGUCCGGCAACUCUUGCGAUCAGCUGUGGAGUCCGACGAUCCGGCGAAAGAAGUCGGUGUAAAUUGACACGUUAACUUGAAUGGUUACGAUCAGCUACGAUCGGAGGAUACGACCUUUUAGUCGACGAUCAGGAUGAAGGUCGAAACUGGGGGUAAAGUUGUGGUUCUGGUUAAGUUAAAUAAAGAUAGAGUUGUAGGGCGCCUUGUCAAACUGUUCAUGUAAGGACAGGUGGAUUCACAUUUUUUUAUUGCAGUCUCGACAUAGUCAACGAUACUGUAUCGUUAAACUUCUCAGUUAUUUGUGAAACCUUCUUUAAAAUAGUUUUUCUCAUUAUUAAGCAGGUGGAUUACUCUCUAACAGCAGCAGUACCUGGAUAAUCAUUGACUGAAAUAACUUAAAAACUUUAAACACGUCACAUGAUCAGAUUUUGUUCCAUUUCUUUCUCAAACUCCAGGUUCUGACCGGGUUUUGCGACACUUCAACUCCUUUACCUCCGACACAAAACUAAUAAAAAGUCUAAAAUCGAAGGUUCGCGUCACGCUCUGCAAACCCGAAUGUGUUUCUGAGACUUUCAGAUAAACUCUCGCAGAGUUAACGGUGAAUAUUCGAGUCUCUGCAGCUCUUUUUUUUUCUGGUUCAUAUGGAAAAUGAAAAUGGAAGACAAACUGUUUGCCCAGCAGAAUAUUAAUUACCAUUACUGAAAGCAGUGUGGUGAAAACAAAGUGUCCCACUUGUCAUUCAGCGACUUUCUGCUGUCAUUGUUUACUCCUUUAACAUCUGUUCCCCUCGGUGUGCAGAUGGAAAGUUCUGCAGAAGUGCUAAAAUGACAUUGUUUUGACAUUACGUUUUUCCAGGUGACAUCUCUCCUAAACCCCGGAGGCUACAGAUUUAUGCCGACAGUGACUGUGGAGAGCACCGUGAUGGCUUCUGCUGUGAUGUUUUACGACUACCAGACCCCGAACAUCCCCAAACCCUCUCUGUUCAGUAUGUCCCUCCUGCUGCAACGCCAACAUCUUCUCAUUCCUCAGCGCGCCUGUUGUCACUUUCACUGAUGUGUCAGCAGGUCUGCAC